This is a messenger RNA of Solea senegalensis (Senegalese sole), 4842 nucleotides long. It is a transcript of the gene bend3, whose product is annotated as BEN domain containing 3. Gene Ontology annotation, cellular component: heterochromatin. The coding region runs from base 165 to 2627 and encodes 820 amino acids. The transcript is spliced from 4 exons. Lineage: Eukaryota; Metazoa; Chordata; Actinopteri; Pleuronectiformes; Soleidae. Gene Ontology annotation, biological process: rDNA heterochromatin formation. The record is from RefSeq and is a predicted model, not a curated record. Gene Ontology annotation, molecular function: DNA binding.
CGAGAAAGCACAGAAGCAUAGCGAGAGAGAGAGAGAGCGAGAGAGGGGGAAAAUGUCAACAAGAAGAACAAUACUUUCUUACAAAUAAAGCACCGCCUUGGGGCCGCGGACAUGUCCGACAUGUUGUUUGUACGACCGAGGACUCGCGUGGACUCGUGAAGGCUAUGAAUUUCUCUGAGCAUGGGGAAGUUUCAGAUGAAGCAAUGCUUGAGAAAGAACACAAGCAUGUCCGGGACAUUAAGGAGGAGACAGAGGACCGUGCUAUUUGCAAACAGCCUGAAGGACUUGGAGCAGGAUCUCAUGAGGCCUCAGAGGCUGGUAAACGGACAUCAGCAGAGAUGGACCCUGACACAAUCCAGUCCAACAGCGGCAAGAGAGCCAGAGUCUCUGGUGAGAUGAGGAGGCACUUGAUUGAUGUGAGCAGCAGACAUGAGCCUCUGUGCCUCACCACAACUGGAGAGAAUGACUGCAUUCAGGAGACAACCAGAGUUUCCUACAGAAAGCCUCUCUUCAGCAUCUCCCACAGGAUCUCAGAGAAGAGGAACACUCCGGGUCUGGAGCAGCAGGCCAGUCAUGGCGCCGGAAAUCAGCUCAACUUCAGCAGCAUCCUCUCAACCAAGCUCCAAAGUCCAGAGGAAAACGGCCAAGUGGAGAGCCCCCUCCCCAGCACAGACAGUUCAGGCCAAGCUUCAACAACAACAAACUCUAGCCUUUAUCCUCUGAUUGAGAAAAUGUUUUUCAUUCUCAACACCCUUAAUUCAAGCAUGACACAGCUUCACAGCAAAGUUGACUUGUUGACCCUGGAAGUCAUGCGGAUCAAAAAGCAGGUCAAACCAGCUGAGAUGUCGACAGAGUUCGCGCCUCCGCCUGAAUAUCUACUAACAAGUGAUGAAUUGAACCAGCUGAUGGAGCAGACGUCCUGUGCUGGGGAGCUUGGCUGUCGGCUGCUGGUGCAUCUCUUCCCGGAGCUGUUCAAAGCCAGAGAGUGCUCUCAUGAGUGCAUGGCGAGCAAGAGAACACUUGAGUCUUUACAUCUGCAGCUGAUUCGUAACUACGUCGAGGUUUGUUACCCUUCAGUUAAGAACAACAGUAUCUGGGAGGAAGAGUGUCUCCUCCAGAUCAAUGAUUUCUUUAACCGUUUCUGGACGCAGAGGGACGUUGAGGGCGCUCGGCUGCUCAGGAAGCAGACCGUCACUGGUGCUGGGAUAAAAACUGAGCAUCCUCAAACAUAUCAUUUCAUUAACGAGCAGGGUCAGGAAGAGCAUUUUGCUCUGGACGAUCAGCAAGGCAGCCUGGCUGUCUCAGACACCUCCUUCAAAACGCAAGCCUCAGAGGAGCUGGACGAGUUCUCUUCCCCCGAGGACUUAAUUGUUUUUCUAAUGCACCGUCUUUUCCCUGAGGUGUUUGAAGGGGGGAAGAUGCCUGAAGGCUGUAGCAGUUUCAGUAGAGUGGGGCAGCAAAUUCUGGACUCUGACAAGAUGGACGUAAUCCGAAAGUAUAUGGAGGCAAAUUUCCCUGAUGUGCCAGAGGACAGCUGGCUCCAGGUCUGCAUUCAGCUUAUGGAGGAUGCACUUGAGGGUCCGCACAGUAAUGGCAAUGGGAGUGAACCUGAUAAUAUGAACGAUGAGGGCUAUGAACUGACCAGCCUUUCAGAAGACGUUUCUAAUAUUAAAGUACCAGAAUUGGCAGAUUAUGAAAGACCCAGUCGCAAAGCCAAAAAGUCACUGCUCACACCCAUGGAUUUUGACAAUUUGGAUAUUCCUCUACCAGACUUUACCAUCCCCCAAGAGUACCUCUUGUCCAAGGAGCAGCUGAAGAAAAAUUAUGAAUGUUCACUGUCCAUUGGAAACUUUGCCUCCCGGCUGCUGGUGCUCAUGUUUCCUGAGCUGUUUACCCAUGAGAACAUAAGAAAGCAGUACAACUGUAGUGGUUCACUUGGAAAAAAGCAGCUUGAUCCUGUUCGCGUGAACCUGAUCCGUCAUUAUGUGCAGGUAGUUUACCCGCAGGCCAAGAAUGACAGAGUGUGGAUGUUAGAAUUUGUGGGAAAACUUGAUGAGAGGUGUAGGAGACGUGACACAGAGCAGAGGAGAUCCUACCUGCAGCAACGCAAAGUGUAUGGUCCAGAGUCAGAGCAGGACUUUCUUUGCCAGCUCAACCAGCUCCAUCCAGAUAUCAGAGAGGAUCUCGAUAUCCCUUCUUUACCUCCUGAGAAAAGCAGCAAAGACUUCUGCAAAAUCCCCCUCGAUGAACUGACUGUAUCUAAACCUGACUUCCCUGUACCUUCUCUCUACCUGCUCUCAGACAUUGAGGUACGGGAAAUCGUACAGCAGAGUCUCUCUGUCGGGAACUUUGCUGCUCGCCUUCUCGUGCGCCUCUUCCCUGAACUCUUCACUCCGGAGAACCUGAGGCUGCAAUACAAUCAUUCCGGGGCCUGCAACAAGAAGCAGCUUGACCCUGUGCGCCUCAGAUUGAUCCGUCACUAUGUGGAAGCGGUGUAUCCUGUGGAUAAGAUGGAGGAGGUGUGGCACUAUGAAUGUGUGCCAAGCAUUGACGAGCGCUGCCGGCGUCCCAAUCGCAAGAAGUGUGACAUUCUUAAGAAGGCCAAGAGGUCAAGCACUGUGUCCUAGUUACAGAACUUUGCUGUUAUUUGUCAUAAAAUGAUUGCACAUUAUACAAGCUGAAACCACAUCGUUGAACUUUUACAAACUGUCCAUGUAGGAUGAAGCCAAGCUGUUUUGAGUUUAUUCAGUCAUGUUCUUGGUCAUAUUUUACCUUUAUGCUACAGCAGUUGAUGUUGUAGUUAAAGUUAUUGUUUAGUUUUUUUUUGAAGUUUGUUUGUAUGAGGUACUGACACACAGUCAACACUGAAAUCCACCAAUGCAUCACCAUGAGCCAGCAUGAGACACAGACGCUUACACUCAAUGAGAACAUGGCUGUUAGUGUGGACACAAGGUAAAAAUAAUGGCACUUUUCCAUUAUACAGUCCGAGCACUGCUCAGCUUGACUUGACUGUGCUCCUUUUGUUUGCUUUUUCAUUAGCGAUAGCAUCCGGUGCUUUCUUUAGUACCUGCUCUGGCUAUUUUCAUAGAUUCUUAAUUGAUUUAUUCUUUGAAGCAUGAAUAUUAAUCUAUACAAUUGCAAUGCCUACAGUAGUGAUAUAAUCAUUUCUUUCAGUGUUUCGGUUUUCAGUUUCGGCCAACAAUUUUCAUUUGAAAAAGACUUAGAAAUCCCUAAAACAUGCUUUAAUCUCCAACAUAUAGGAAGGAAAUUUCUAAAAUCUCCAUAUAUAGCAGAGGAGUCCGGUGUAUUUAGCGACAGCACUGCCAAGAGCUGGUGAUUGUGAGCCUGAAUCACAGCCCAUCCAUCCAUCCAUUCAUCUUUUAACGUUUAUCCUCCACAUGAGGGUCGCAGGGGGCGCUGGUGCCAAUCCCAGUUGACCCAGGGCGAAAGGCGAGGUACACCCCGGACAGGUCACCAGUCCAUCACAGGGACACAUAUAGAGAAAAACAAGCAUUCAAAUCACAACCCCUUCCACCGUAUCUCAGUUCAGUAUCUGCGCUCUAGUCAUGCAGGAAGUACUGAACGAUUCUGUGAAUUAAUCUUUUUAAUUAACUGAUUCUAAUGAUUCAAUACACCGAAAAGAACUGCUUUGCCCAUCACUAGUUUCUGUGUUGGUUAUAAAAAAAAAAAGAGUAGAGCCGAGUAAUGCUAGAACUGUUGAAUGGAAGAGUGCCAUAAUUUAACUUCUACCGCUUUAUCGUCCACAUGAGGGUCACAGGUGGCACUUUUGGGCAAAAAGCGGGGUACACCCUGGACAGAUCUUACUAAAGACUUGCCUAUUACUACUUCAACAGUGAAAAUAUGCUGAUUUAUUUUUCCGUUAGGUCGCCUUUUGUAGCUGGAAACUGAAAUGUGUAAACCACUGACUGUCUUACACCAAAGUCCAUACAGAAAAGCUGCAUUUUUUGCUUUGAUAAUUUUAUGAGCUGCUGGUCAACUGUUGCCUCAUUUGUUAACUUUGUGUCACGCAGGUGAAACUUUUACCACCAAAGUCACAAACUACUUCAGUGAAUUUCCUGAUGGAGGUAGAUUUAGGUCAACACCUACUGUGUGCUGUGAUGUUAAAUCACUGAUGAGCCUUUUUUAAGUGGCUAACAUCAGUUUCCUCUUCAUGUCUUCAGUCAGGGUGUAUGUCCGUGUCUCAGGCUGAAUGUCCGUGUCUCAGGCUGGUUCCUGGCAAUGGAGACGCUUACAGUGAAGUCAGCACUGACUCUGUCAGUACGCUAUAAACCCACACUUCAAAAAACCUCAGCUAUCUAUUUUAAUGUAGUCUUAUUAAUGUUGGAUAAAGCGGGGGGAAAAAAACUGCUUCUAUUUAAAAGCCAAAACUGUCAUCGCUUAUCUAACAUUCUUUGUUCGUAAAUGUUGUAGCCUUAACAACAAUAACAAUGACAGUAGCUGAUAACAUCGAUCACACCUUUGCUCUAUGGCUAGAUAGAAUUCAUAAUGAUGUGAUGUAGAGAUGGGUGACAAAUUAAAGGAAAAACCCAAGUAAGUGUGAGCGGAGAAACACGAUGACUGUGAACAUGAUAUAGUUUGGCCUUUACAGUCACCAGACUUCAGUUGAACACCUACAGGAGAUGGUGAUAAUGUCCUGGUGGUUAUUCCUGUAAUUUGUUGCCUGUAUGUAUUGCCAUUACAGUUACUGAUGUAGCAUUGUGCCACCACAGUUUUAAUAACAAUGUGCUUAUGUUAAGCCUUCUUAUCAAAAUUUAUAUUAUAAAGACGAUUUAACAUGACUCAUGAAAACUUCUUUCUAAUAAAAUCUUAAUAUAAAUAUGA